AUGGUAAAAUUAACAUCUGAUCUAAUUGCAAAACAAACACCAGGUCAUAAUAAACGACGUGCUGAUGAAACAGUUGAACAUUAUCUUUCACGUCUUACACAUUUACCAUUUCAAAAUCGAGGCAUUGAUUCAAUUGAUGUGAUUCCACCUUGUCGUCUAUUAACUGUAAUCUAUCUUUAUGAUAAUAUAAUAAAUAAAAUUGAAAAUAUAAAUUUCGCUGAAAAUUUAACAUAUCUUUAUUUACAAAAUAAUCGUAUACAAAAAUUAGAAAAUCUUGAUUAUUGUUCAAAAUUACAAAAAUUAUAUAUUGGUGGCAAUCAAAUACAAGUACUUGAAGGUCUUGAUAAAUGUAUUUAUUUGACAGAAAUCUAUGCUGAAAAUCAACAUUUACCUGAAGGUGAAAAACUUGUUUUUGAACCACGAACUUUACAAUGUUUAUCGAAUGUUCUUGAAAUUCUAAAUGUUAGUGGCAAUAAUUUAGAUUCUUUAGUUGAAUUAGGUUGUCUCGAAAAAUUACAAGAAUUAACUGCAAAUAAUAAUAAUUUAGAAAAUCUUCGUGAACUUGUACAACUUUUAAGUAUGUGGCCAUAUUUAAAACGACUUGAUACAAGUCGAAAUCCAAUGUGUUCAAAGUCACGUUAUCGUGAACGAUUAAUUGUUGUUUCAACAACAUUAGAAAUGCUUGAUGGAAAACAAAUUACAGAUAAUUCACGACAAUUUUUAAUGAGUUGGAAAGCAUCACGUGAAGCACAACAAAUAAGAGAAAAAUCUAAAUCUGAUUUACGUAAUAAUGGAAGUGAUCCAUUAAGUAAUGGUGUUGCUACCUCUCAUCCAAAUACUCGUUUUACUUUCGCGCUUACGCGAUCAAUGACAUUACAUCCAGCAACAGAUUAUCGUCGUAAUGUAUUCAAAGCUGAUGUUGGUCUCAUUAGAAAAAGUCAAUAUCCAAUAGGAGUCGUAGACAAUGCUCAACAAACAACAGCAGUAAGAAAAGAUAAACAUUCAGGUUUUCUUACUUCAAAUAAUUUCAAUAGUACUGAAAUAACAAAUUCAAAUCAUAAUCAUACCAUAAGUUUUCAUGAUCCAACACAACAAGCAUUUUUUAAAUGA
Messenger RNA from Rotaria sordida, 1110 nucleotides. NCBI's taxonomy places the organism in Eukaryota, Metazoa, Rotifera, Eurotatoria, Philodinida, Philodinidae. The record is from the annotation of a GenBank genome assembly.